UAUUCGAUUUUUGCGUUCAUCACUGUACUGAGCACGACCCGUUGAGCGCAGACUCGCGAAUCAUCUCGCAAUACACAGGAUAAGAAAGAUCCAUCUCCUCAGGAGGCUGGGCACGGGAGUAUUCUUUUGCUAUCAACAUUAUCGAAAGCAGCUGUAGUGCAUUUGUUAUGUAGUGCAUUUGUUAGACCGUUUGCAUUCAUCCCAGUUUCUACACUUGUUAUCACCUAGGCAUAGCGGAAGCACCAUCGUCCUAGCAACCUUUAAUUACAAACGCUAACACAAGCACAAAGCAUGGCGGUUGGAGGGCGUGUUACAGGUCGUCUUGGUUACGGGAACGGGUACUCCGAUGGGCGUUCUUACGCAGGAAUCAACGAAGAAAUUAUGUACGUGAGCAUAGGAAUGGGAAUCAUCAUUGCCAUUCUGAUUUGCAUCGCGCUGUGCUACAUUGCUCGGGAGAAUUGUAAAAAUAAGCGCGAAUAUUACAUUACGGCCUAAACAUGGGGUGAUUCCGGCCCAGGCGGGGCGGCGGAGUUUACCCUGAUCAUGUGUUGUUUACAGUUAACUUUUAUCUAUUGCUUUAUAUUCUGCUGUUUUACGCUCAAUACAUGGUCAACCACGGUCCAGGCUCGGUGCAGGGCUCGAGCUACACACAAAGAAAGUAAUACCGGUCCGGAACUCCGUUCCGGUCGGAAAGUAAACUCGUGUUAACGGAAAAGUCUGUUUGUUGCAAAACAAUAAGUACAUAAUACGUAUAUGUUCCUUUUAUACAUUAUACACAGUUUGUGAAAUGUAGACGUCUAUUUUGAAAGUUAUAAUGAAUAUAUUAAUGUAUACAAACAGCUACGAGAAAUGGAAUGGAAAUGCAAUGUUUGGAGUAGCUAAACUCUCUAGUUUGUAAAUCGAUCGUCAUGGAUCGAUGGCUGAAGGAUUACAAAAUGUACUGCGUUAGUGAAACAUUGUACUAAUAAAAUCAAAAUGUUUACGGCUUUA
This is a messenger RNA of Anopheles arabiensis, 990 nucleotides long. RefSeq lists its product as uncharacterized. NCBI's taxonomy places the organism in Eukaryota, Metazoa, Arthropoda, Insecta, Diptera, Culicidae. The record is from RefSeq and is a predicted model, not a curated record. The transcript has 3 exons. The coding region runs from base 292 to 495 and encodes 67 amino acids.